Molecule: messenger RNA, 4548 nt
Organism: Cladocopium goreaui
Lineage: Eukaryota; Dinophyceae; Suessiales; Symbiodiniaceae
Source: the annotation of a GenBank genome assembly
AUGGCAGUCUUCAGCAAGAUGUCAGGCCGAUCCAGCCGUCGUACAGGUGCUGCAUCGACCUUGGCCUUGGGAGCUGGAGCUCUGAUGCUCAGCAGUGCAGCUUUCGUCGCCCCAGGUGCCGCACGCCAGUUGCAGCCCCACCUUGGGAGCACCGCGAGCCCAGCGCCUGCAACUCCUGCGGCUUCUUCGAGCACCGGCACCAGCGCCAGCUUUGCAGCUGCCGCGGCCAUGGGCGGGGCCACGUUGAUGGCCAGCCGCACCAAGGCGCACAAGGCAAAGGCCAGCCGCCAGAGGCACAUCGUCUAUGCCCAGAAAGACCUCACGGAGUCUGGCCUGGCCCAGCUGGUCGCCUCAGUGCAGGAGUUGCUGCGACAUGUUCGUCCUGUCAGCUGUGAGUCGUUGCCAACGGAAUCCUAUUGGCAUUGUGUACAGUGUCGAAAUGUGCAGCAGUAUGAUGUGCUCUCAAGGCCGGGGCAAGGCGAUCGUUUGGGCGAGGUGAAAGCACUUGCAGCUGCACUGCGGCCCAACGUGCAGUUGGAUGGUCCACUGCGCUGGAUGACCAGCCUGGCGGCAUCCUUCCUGUUCUCUCAGAGCUUGGCCCUGCAACCUGCGAAUGCUGAGGAUGUCGUCAACUACUCGGACUUCAUCGACUCGGUGAACAAGGGCGAUGUCGAGAUGGUGCGAGUUCAGCCAGACCAGCUUUCUGCCCAGUACAUCACCAAAGAUGGAUCCCGGAGGGAGGUGAACCUGAUUCCCAAUGUGCAAAUUGAAGAUCAGCUCUUCAAUCAGUUGGCCGAAAAGAAGGUGGAUGUGGUGAUGCAGAACGCUGAAGCCGGAAGCCCUUUGGAUUUCCUGGCACGCUUUGCUGGUCCACUCGCCUGGUUGGUGGCUGGCUUGUUGCUCCUCUUCGGCGGAGUGGGUGGAGCUGGCCCAGCAGGACCUGGUGGACCAGGCGGAAACCCAUUCGAACUGGGCAAGUCGAAAGCUCGAAUCAUCAAAGAUGGCGACACCAAGGUGAAAUUCGGAGAUGUCGCUGGCUGUGAUGGUGCCAAAACGGAGCUGGUGGAAGUGGUGGAUUUCUUGAAAAACGCCUCCAGGUAUUCCGAGCUUGGCGCAAAGAUCCCAAAGGGAGCGCUACUGGUUGGUCCUCCAGGUACCGGCAAGACGCUGUUGGCCAAAGCCGUGGCCGGGGAAGCAGGGGUGCCUUUCUUCAGCAUUUCCGCCUCAGAGUUCGUUGAAGUCUUUGCAGGAGUCGGUGCUUCCCGCGUCAGGGACUUGUUCGAGCAGGCCAAGAAGUCAGCGCCCUGCAUCAUUUUCAUCGAUGAGAUUGACGCAGUCGGGCGCCAACGAAGCGCCGGCUUUGGACAAGGAAACGACGAGCGUGAGCAAACGGUGAAUCAGCUCCUGACUGAAAUGGAUGGCUUCGAGAGUAACAAGGGAGUGGUGGUAAUUGCAGCGACGAACCGUGCGGACAUCCUGGAUCAAGCGUUGGUUCGCCCGGGCCGCUUUGAUCGUCAGAUCCAGGUCGAUCCUCCAGAUGUUCAGGGCCGAUACGAGAUCCUGAAGGUCCACGCCAAGGGCAAAAAUUUGGCCCCUGGAGUCGACUUGUUGGCUGUCGCGCGCCAGACCCCUGGCAUGUCAGGUGCAGACCUGGCCAACUUGUUGAAUGAGGGUGCCAUCAUGGCGGCGCGAAAAGCCAAAACCGAGAUGGAUGCUGAUGAUAUCUUCAACGCACUGGAACGCAUCGGCCUGGGCCUGGAAAAGAAGGAUGCGGUCAUGUCGGAGAAGAAGAGAAAGUUGGUGGCGUAUCACGAAGCAGGUCAUGCAAUCUUGGGUGCGCUGAUGAACGACUACGAUAUGGUGGCAAAAAUCAGCAUCAUUCCCCGUGGUCCUGCUGGCGGAGUGACUAUCUUCAUGCCCUCCGAAGAGCGUUUGAACUCAGGCCUCUACUCCAAGGAGUUCUUGGAGAAUCGCAUGUGUGUGGCACUAGGUGGACGCCUGGCCGAAGAGAUCAUCAACGGCAAGGACAACGUGACGACCGGAGCCUCCAAUGACUUCCAGCAGUGUACUCAGGUCGCCAAGCAAAUGGUGAUGCAACUGGGCAUGUCGCCCGAGAUCGGCCAGCGCAUGUUGGGUGGUCAGCAGGGUGGUGGGCCCUUCAUGGGUCGCGACUUCAUGGGACAAGGUGCUCCUCCCAUGUCGCAGGCGCUGAAGCAAAAGGUGGAUGACGAGGUGAAGCGCAUCGUGGAUGAGCAGUACCAGCGAGGAAUGAAGUUGCUCAGAGACAACAUGUAUUUGUUGGACGAGUUGGCAAAGAUGCUCCUGGAGCAAGAGAAGGUGUCAGGCGAAGAGCUCAUCAAGCUGAUCAACAAGGCAGCAGUAGAUGGUAAGCUGGCCGUGGACAACAAACAGAUGGCCUUUGCCGCCUACACUGGUGAAGCGGUUCAACCGGCUGGAGACAACUCCAAGGUGGCUGCCAGGGCACGCCUUCCACAGCCGACCUCCUUGGUGUCCGGUGGUUUCUGCGGAACCACAGGUGCAGCUUCACGUUCGGCUACCAGCCGCCGUGCCAUCGCAAGACUCGGCUUGGCAGCCGACAAGGCGGAUGCGCCAGCCACCAGCGAAGAGGUCUUUGACAGUGUGACCAAGAUGGCCGCAGAUGUGUCCAACGGCGCCGCAUUGCCAAAGCAAGUCGUGCAAACAGCUGCUUUGCAGACGCUGGUCGCGUUGGCCGCCACCGCAGCGCCAUUGCCGGCCCUGGCCGAUGAUGUCGUGCCACAGCUUCAGCCCAUCGGACAGAUGCAGCCGGCGAGCCAGAUGCAGGUCACGGGGCGAGUGACGUACUCGCGUUUCUUGGAGUUCAUCGAUGACGGUUCAGUGAAGCGCGUAGACAUCUACGACAUGGGCAAAACAGCUGUGGCCACAGUGGACAUCGCUGGCCGAAAUCAGGAAUUAGUCUGUGAUUUGCCAGGAGCUUCAACAGGAGUCAUUGCCAAGCUGGUCGACAAGAAUGUUGCCAUCGACGUCCAUCAGCCGGAGAAGCCAAACCCUUUUCUCCGCACGCUGGGCGAUGUGGCCUUUCCACUCUUGACCAUUGCAGGCUUGCUCUUCUUGCGCUCCCAGGGAGGUGGUGCUGGUGCUGGUGGCAUUCCCGGACUGGGAAACCAAGGCAAGGCACAGAUCAUGAUCGAGCCUGAAACUGGUGUGAAGUUUGAGAACGUAGCUGGCAUCGAUGAAGCAAAGGAGGAGUUGAUGGAGAUCGUUGACUUUCUGAAAGCUCCGGAGCGCUUUGUGAAGGUCGGUGCAAAGAUUCCUCGUGGUGUCUUGCUCACUGGCCCUCCCGGCACCGGAAAGACUUUGAUGGCCAAGGCUCUGGCAGGUGAGGCUGGAGUGCCUUUCAUCCAAUCCUCUGCCUCCGAAUUCAUCGAACUCUUCGUUGGGGUUGGAGCUUCGCGCGUCCGCGAUAUCUUCAAGCAAGCCAAGGAGAAGUCGCCCUGCAUUGUUUUCAUUGAUGAGAUUGAUGCUAUUGGACGACAGCGAGGUGCUGGCAUGGGUGGUGGAAAUGAUGAGCGGGAGCAGACCCUCAAUCAGAUCCUGACUGAAAUGGAUGGCUUCGAAGGCAACAGCGGUGUCAUCGUGGUGGCAGCGACCAAUCGUUCUGACAUCUUGGACAACGCCCUGCUGCGGCCAGGGCAAUUUGAUCGUCGCGUGACCGUGGGCUUGCCGGACGUGAAGGGCCGGGAGCAGAUCCUCAACGUGCACAUCCGUAACAAGAAACUGACUGAGUGCACCACUCUGACUGAAAUCGCCAAGAGAACUGCCGGCUUCAGCGGUGCUGACUUGGAGAAUCUGAUGAACGAGUCUGCCAUCCUUGCGGCUCGGCGCAACAAGACGGCCAUCACCAUGGAUGAAAUCAAUGAUGCCACGGAUCGCGUCAUUGCGGGCUUGGAGGGACGACCGUUGCAGGACAACGCUUCGAAGAAGCUCAUCGCCUACCACGAAGCGGGCCACGCCAUCGUGGGUUCUUUGCUGCCGCAUCACGAUGCCGUCAAUAAGGUCACCGUGAUCCCCCGCGGUCAGGCAAAGGGACUUACCUGGUUCACACCUGGCGAAGAUCAGAGCUUGAUCUCUGCUGCUAUGCUCAAGGCACGCAUUGCCGGGGCCCUGGGUGGCCGUGUGGCGGAGCAGUUGGUCUUCGGUGCUUCACAAGUGACCACGGGCGCUGGGGGCGACCUGCAGCAGGUGGAGCGAAUGGCUCGCGCCAUGGUGACGCAGUUCGGGAUGUCCGAUGUGGGCUCCAUUGCGAUUGAUGAUGGUGGCUUUGGAGGCCCCAACUACUCAGAAGAUUUGAAUUUCAAGAUCGACCAAGCUAUCAAGGAUAUCUCUGACGAGUGCUUCAUGACUGCCUGGAACCUUCUGAACACUCAUCGAGAUUGCUUGGACCGAGUUGCAGAAGAACUUUGUGAGGCUGAGACCAUCACCGGAGAUCGCCUGCGGGAGAUCAUUGGAGAGUACACCACAGUUCCUCAAAAAUUGGCUGUCGUUUGA